Molecule: messenger RNA, 9755 nt
Organism: Coregonus sp. 'balchen'
Lineage: Eukaryota; Metazoa; Chordata; Actinopteri; Salmoniformes; Salmonidae
Source: the annotation of a GenBank genome assembly
AUGACAAAUGCCGUAUGUCCCCCGAUGUCCAUGGUGGGAGGCGUGAACCCUCCUCCCCCGGAGUUCAAGAACCCCAAGAAGCCCGGCCGUCUCACCAACCAGCUGCAGUACCUGGAGAAGGUGGUGGUCAAGGCCCUGUGGAGACACAACUUCUCCUGGCCUUUCAGGACGCCUGUCGAUGCUGUCGGACUGCACAUUCCAGUGAGUCUCUCACUUUUGUUACUUGCAAUAACUGAUAUGUGGUAUUUCCCUACUAAACUAAGUUGAAUGCACUGACUGUAAGUUGCUCUAGAUAAGUGUCUGCUAAAUGACUAAAAUGUAAUUGUCAAAUGUUUUUUAUUUUAGUACUGCACAUCCAUCAUGACCUCUUAUGAAUUAUUUUCCCAUUAUUUCUCUAUUUUAGGAUUACUAUACAAUUAUCAAGACGCCAAUGGACUUGAGCACCAUCAAGAAGCGUCUUCAGAAUAAUUAUUACUGGAAAGCGAUGGAAUGCAUACAAGACUUCAACAAAUUGUUCACCAACUGCUAUGUAUAUAAUCGGGUAAGGAAAAAAACCUUUGAAAUUAGUGUAGGUCUACAUAGUUUCCCAUUCAAUGACAGAAUGCUCAAUAAUCGUUAUUACAUUUUUCAGCCUGGAGAUGACAUAGUUCUGAUGGCUCAAGCCUUGGAGAAGAUCUUCCUACAGAGAGUGGCUGAGAUGCCCCAGGAGGAGACUGAGACAUCUGCCAUCACAACCAAGAACCCAGUGAAGGGUGGGAGAAAGUCCUCUGCUGGUAAGCUACACUGCUGCUCCAGUGGCUUAAUCUUACACAUACAUUGUAUGCGUCCCAAAUGGGUGGCACCCUAUUCCCUUUAUAGUGCACUACUUUUGACCAGGGCCAUAAGGCUCAGGUCAAAAGUAGUGCAUUAUAAAGGGAAUAGGUUACCAUUUGGGCCUCAACCGUACUGUCUUUCAUGUACUUUCUGCCUUCUUAAUGUCCUCUUAUCUUCUGUGUAGGUGUGAUAAAGCUGAGGCCCCAGUCCCCUGUGUCUGAGGUAGUGUUCCAGCAGACCGUGAUGGUCAUCCCUCUUGAGGCCCAACACACCAUCCCUCCUGCUGCCCAGCUCUCCUCUCAGAUAGCAUCCAAAGUCAGUACCUCUAAACAAUUACCUCACUAUAUGUACUUUAUAUAUUUUAUACAACGGGUGGUUCUAAUCCUGAAUGCUGGUUGGUUAAAACUGCUUUGCAGCCGGUGUCUAUUCCACAAGUUACCACAGGCAUUUUAACGUCAUAGAUUUAGCCGAUUUACUCUGUUCCAUCUGGUGGUCAGUGACCCCGCUGUCCUGGCGUCGUGGGGGAGCUUGUUCCACCAUUGGGGUGCCAGAGCAGCAAAUAGCUUUGACUGGGCUGAGCGGGAACCGUGCUUUCGUAGAGGUAGGGGGGCUAGCAGGCCAGAAGUGGAUGAACGUAGUACCCUCGUUUGGGUGUAGGGUCUGAUCAGAGCCUGAAGGUAAGGAGGUGCCGUUCCCCUCACAAAUCCGUAGGCAAGCACCAUGGUCUUGUAGUAAAAAAAGACCUCUCUGGAUAAGAGCGUCUGGUAAAUGACAAAAAUGUAAUGUAGUAGAUGCGAGCCUCAACUGGAAGCCAGUGGAGUGUGCGGAGGAGCGGGGUGACAUGAGAGAACUUGGGAAGGUUGAACACCAGACGGGCUGCAGCGUUCUGGAUAAGUUGUAGGGGUUUAAUGGCACAGGCAGGGAGCCCAGCCAACAGCGAGUUGCAGUAAUCCAGACGGGAGAUGACAAGUGCCUGGAUUAGGACCUGUGCCACUUUCUGUGUAAGGUAGGGUCGAACUCUGCGACUGUUGUAGAGCAUAAACCUGCAGGAUCGGGUCACCGCUUUGAUGUUAGCAGAGAACGACAGGGUGUUGUCCAGGGUCACGCCAAGGUUCUUUGCACUCUGGGAGGAGGACACAAUGGAGUUGUCAACCGUGAUGGCGAGAUCAUGGAGAGACGCAGUCCAAGAGUGAGCAGUGCCGGAGAUGCCCAACUCGGAGAGGAUGGAGAAGAGGAUCUGAUGGUUCACAGUAUCAAAGGCAGCAAAUAGGUCUAGAAGGAUAAGAGCAGAGGAGAGAGAGUUAGCUUUAGCAGUGCGGAGAGCCUCUGUGACACAGAGAAGAGCAGUCUCAGUUGAAUGACCAGUCUUGAAACCUGACUGGUUUGGAUCAAGAAGGUCAUUCUGAGAGCGAUAGCAGGAGAGUUGGCUAGAGACGGCACGCUCGAGUUUUGGAGAGAAAAGAAAGAAGGGAUACUGGUCUAUAGUUGUUGACAUCUUAGGGAUUGAGUGUAGGUUUUUUGAGGAGGGGUGCAACUCUCGCUCUCUCUAUACCACUUAUACAUGCCACAUAAACAUCAAUUUUGUAGUUGACAGAAUACUUUGUUAAAUGUAUAUUGUGCAAACUGUUUAGUCUGCAUUUUGCCAUUGCAUUUCCACCCUUGUCAGAUAACACCCCCCCCCCCCUGUUGUAUUCAUAUAGUUUCAGAUCAAGAAGGGUGUGAAGAGAAAAGCAGACACCACCACGCCGACAGCCUCUGCUCCGAUCACCAGCUGCGAGUCGUCCCCCAUCGUCGACGGCUCGACGCCCUGUAAGCUGUUCUCCAGGCGGGGCAGCGGUCGGCCCAUCAAACCCCCCAGGAAAGACCUGCCUGACUACCCCCAGCACCACAAGAGCAAGAAUAGUAAGCUCUCUGAUCAGCUCCGCUUCUGUAACUGCAUCCUGAAGGAGAUGUUCACCAAGAGGCACGCGGCCUACGCCUGGCCCUUCUACAAGCCGGUGGAUACGGAGACCCUGGGUCUACACGACUACCACGACAUCAUCAUGCAGCCCAUGGACCUGGGAACCAUACGGGUUAGAUGGCCGGGUUACACUAAACUUGUGUUGAACGAGAGAGGCUAGUUAGUAUCUGCCAGGGUUACAUUGGCCAAUCUAUAUCUUGUCCCUUGUUCUCUCUCACUGUUAUGAAGAUUACCGUAUUUGUGAUGAUACUGAAGACGUACGUGUUUUUUCACAGAAAAAAUGUGUUGAACGUGAAUACAUGGAUGCCCAGGAUUUUGCUGCUGAUUUCAGACUCAUGUUCUCCAACUGUUACAAAUACAACCCACCCACCCACGAGGUUGUUAUUAUGGCAAGAAAACUCCAGGUAUGAUUGCCCUUUUUUCAACCAGUCUAGUCCCUAGAAGUUGUCUAAAUGAAUUGCAAUGCAAUAACGAUAGUACAAUAUGCAGGGAUGCAAACUCGUCGCUUUUCGGCGAGAUUUGCCGUUUUGAUCUCAAAAUAGGCCAUCCACGUGAAUCGUGUAGAUCUGAAGGGGGGAUAAAAAGAUUGUGAUGUCAUAUGUGUUCCAUCCAAUGUCACAUGUGACAGCUGUGAUCAGCCAGCUGCAUCCCCUACUAGCCAUUGCUCAAGCCUGCUUCUCUCUGUCCGCUCUUGCUGCGCAUCUCCAGUUUUAAAAUGUAGUUAAGCCGUGAUGGCGAGCUGGGGUGUGCGGACAUGAAUGAAUCCCUGUGGUAUCACGAUACUACUCGGUAUUGCGAUAUCGCUUGGUAUCGCUUCAUUAGUGAAAUGUUGGUAUUAUGACAAAACUACUCUGAAAAUAAGCACAUUUCCUUGCACUUCACACAUAUUUUUCACGUGUUUCAGUGCAAAAAAAAAUCACCAGUUUGCAUCCCUGAAUAUGAAGAUGGGUGGUUGGUGAGAAUGUUUGACUAGAUUAAUUGUGGCCCCUACCCACUAGGAUGUGUUUGAGGAGCGCUGGCUGAAGCUUCCAGACGAGCCAGUGAGGAGGGCUGGUGGGCCAGGUCACCACAGGGACGGGAGAGGAGACGGGCCUGGGAGCUCCUCUAGCACAGGCAGCAGUACCGGCGAGAGCUCGUCGGAAUCGGAGUUCUCCUCAGACUCUCAGGAGGAAGAAGAGGCCAGAGCUCUACGGUUGGCUAAACUAGAGGAACAGGUAUGUCGUCACACCGCUUGUGUCAUCUUACCUGGCCAUGCUGACAUCACUGUUCUGUUACGUACUACCGUGUAUCUAACUGAUGCCCCCUCUCCUCUGCUCUUCUCAGUUGAAAGCGGUGCACGAUCAGCUGCAGAGACUCACCCAGGAGCCCCUGCUCAAACCAAAGAAGAAAGAGAAGUCAAAGGAGAGAAGAAAAAAGAGGGAAACGAGUAGUAGACCAAAGCAUGAAGAAGACCUGCGGAAACCUAAAGUGCAGGAGAAGUGCAUUAACAAGGGCACGUCUUCUGUGUAAGUGACCAAGUCUUUGUUGAUGAUAAAUUGCUCUUAUUGUUUUUUUUUAUCUCCCUUCCCAGUGGAACCUCCUUUUUUUACAAACCAAUACAAAGGAUUAUUGACUUUCAUGUUGCCUCUGUUAGUUAAAAAAAACUAACUUUCAUUGUCCUACCAAGAGUUCCUUAUUGUCUUUUUACCCCUCUAAAGGCACGGCAAGAGGAGGAAGAUGGCUCUCCCUGUGGUGCCCUAUGAGUCUGAGGAGGACGAGGUCCCGGCGCUGCCCAUGUUGUACGGUGAGAAGAGGCAGCUGAGCCUGGACAUCAACAAGCUGCCGGGGGACAAGCUGGGCAAGGUGGUGAACAUCAUCCAGGCCAGGGAGGCCUCGCUCAGAGACGCCAACCCUGAGGAGAUAGAGAUCGACUUUGAGACCCUCAAGCCCUCCACACUCAGGGCCCUGGAGAGCUUCGUCAUGACCUGCCUCAGGAAACGGCCCAAGAAACUCAACUGUGAGUAGUUGCAGUGCACACCUUCCUUCCUUCGGUCCUUGUGGGUUGAUUAUUGCACAUGUAUCUCUGUACUGCUGACCAAGGACUUUACUAGGCUCAAAUGUCAUUCUUUACCCUAUUCUUUCUUCCAGUGAAUAAGCUGGUGAAAGCCAAAGGAGAGAUGCAGACUGUGAAGAAGCAGGAUGCAGAGAAACAUCUCCAGAGUAUUACUGAUGAGUCGAGCUCACUGGCCAAUAAGAAGAAGUCAACAAGUAAGUAAACACUGAAGCUGUGGUAGCAAGGACCAGUAUGUCUGUUAUUUAGGGGCCUUGUUGUCCUUAGGAGGGUCGGGGGAAACAGGUUCUUCGGUGUUCUCUCUGCUGUCCAAUAGGGAAUAACUCAAUUGUGCUUGCCUCAGUCUUUCUCUCUGUUGUCCUAUACGUGAUAGUUGUCCCUCUCUGUUUCCCUCCAGAUGAGCCCCCUAUGGCUCCUCCUGUCUCAGACCUGGCCCGGCCAUCCCGUCUCAGUGAGAACAGCAGCUCUUCCUCCUCCGGCUCUGACAGCUCCAGCAGUAGUAGUGAUUCUAGCACUUCUGAUAGCAGUGACUCUGAAUCAGGUUAGCUGUUCUCCUCAGCACUAAGCACUAUCCCCCACCCCCUACCUACCCACCUCGCUUUCCUGCAAGGGCACUCCCUCCACACUUCCCCCCACUCUCUGUACACUAAUGGAGUGAGAGAAAAUGAUACGGCUAAAAACCCACCUGGACUCUAGCCUCUGUAGCACAGUAUAACUUUUUCACCUGCUGGCAAAACCAAAAUACUUGAAGAAAUAUUAAAGUGUUAUCGUUUCAUAUUUUUGAAUGUUCGUUCAUUGGGUGUUUUUAUAUUUAUUUAUUUGUGCACUUAGUCUAUACUACAGAGAGCAGUGAACUGUCACAAACAUCUAUCUUUAGAUUAUUACAGUGCUGUAUUUAUUUGUUUGUUAAUGUUAUUUUUAUAAUGCAAACAAAUGGUGCUUAGUUUGAAAUGAGGCCAGCCAGCCUUCUGUGCAAAAUGUCAUUUAUCCAGCGGGCACCAGACUGCUGCUGUCCAAAUCUGAAGUACAUUUUAAGAAUGGGGACAAGUUCUUAAACAGCCCAUAUAGGCCUGGUGCUAUUUAUGAGCCAAAUAUCUUAUUUACACUUCUACCGGUAUACAUCUUCUAUAAACAUAGUAAAAAUCUGAUGGAUAGGGUUACUCUUCAACCCCCUCUCAUCUCACCCUCCAUACGCUGAGCCAUUGCAGGGUCAAAGCUGGUCCUCACUUAAGACUGCAGCACUCAUCACUGUUCACCAAUUGAUUGUACUCAGAUUUUUGUUACUUUUUGUUUUGGGUUUUUGCAAGAUUUUGUAUGGAGCAAUAUAAGCAUAAUACACGUACAUCAGAUUGUAUUUGAAGUACUCGACAGAUUGUAUUUGAAGUACUCUACAGAUUGUAACGUUAAUGCAGAGCUUGAGGGAGUAGGAUUUCUGCUACACUGCUGCAUUUUGUAGGUAGUGCAAAUGUUUUUUGUUCCAUUUGUACCUAACAUGGGUAGAAUUUUAAACGUGUCUGUCUUGGUGGUCAACGCCUAGAGUUUCAAAUAAAUACAUUUUGAUAGACUAUUUUACAUUUUACCGUUAAGUGGUGUUUUUCUUUUAAUUUGUAUCACAUCUUCAAACAGUUAAAUCCUACUAGACACAUUAACUUGCAACCACAAGUUUAGCUUUUACUGAAAACUGGGGAUGAAAUAGUAGUGAUUCCAGGGUAGAUCAGUGGAAUUGUUUUCGUAUUAUUUAAAGGUAAGUAAAGAUGUGUAUAUUUUUAUUUUCCAUUUAUCCAACUGUGGAUAAAUUGAAUUACUAUUGCGCAUGUCUUUCAGUAAAGAAAUCUAAGAAGAAAAAGAAAUGCAAAGACACUCCACACAAGUUCAAGACAAAGGUAAAUAUCUAACACAGCCCCUGGUUUCUCUAACCCAGUGGUCUAGUUCACAUGGGUUAUACCUUAUAUUUGGAUGAACAUGCUUGGAACUACAGUGUGUUUUCAUUAUAAAUUGUAAGUAAUUUCUUUCCCGUCAAACAGAAGUCAAAAAAGAAGAAAUCUGCUAAGAAAGACCUAUUGUCUGAGUCCUCUCUCCAGACCAGCCAGCCCCCGCCUGCCUCUGCCUCUCUAGCCCCAGCAGUAGUCACUAAAGGCCAGCCUCUAGAGCUACUCGUGUCACCCCCAGGUAGCAAACGCUUGUUGCCUUCACAUUCUGUGUCUGUGUGUUAGUGCGUUGGCUAUAAAGGAACUCAAUGGACAACCAUGCCAAGUUCUGUAACACUGUCUUUCAUUACAUUUUUAAAGGUUGUUGACAAGUCCUUAGUGUCAGCCCUUGCUAUGGAUAUACGAUUUCCCCUGUAAAACAGCAGGUUUUAAACCCAUGGAAGGUCUAAGGCUGGACCGAGGCCCCUGUGGAAAUCACAUAAGGAGAAGAUUGUAUUGUUUGGAUUAGAUGAAAAAGCUGGAUUGCCUGGUCAUUUCUCUGGGCCGUGUUGCUCUCAGUCUCAUGGGAUGUGACAUUUAGUUGAGUUUAACCAGAAGCCUACACCCUUUACUCACUUUCUCUUGAAUUUCCCCUUCUCCUUCCCUCCACUCUCAGCCUUACACAGCCGCCUGCCUCCGCAGCCUUCAAGACCAAGUGCUAAAGCAGCACCACUACCUCGCAAAAACAAGUUGGCCCCCCUGCAGCUCACUGACAGUCAGCCCCAACAACAGCAGGACCCCCUGGCCCCGUCUGAGAGCCCCACUACUCCCUCUCUCACUCCCCCUUCCUCCUGUGACCCCACUCUUACUCUGUCCACAGACCCACUAAACACAACACCUACCCUCACACACAAACCUCCCUCCAGCCUGCUCUGUUCCCCCCAAACCCCUCCCUAUCCCCUAGCUCUCCUCCCUUCUCCUCGUUGUCAAUCACUAGCCCAGACACAGGAGGGGAAAACUGGGCCAGUCUCUCUUGAGCCACCUGAUAGGGCACAAUGGGAAGGUAAGGGCUCUUCAGUCAGCUUAGCAGCCCCCCUAGCUUUUAGCAUGUCCCCUCCCCUGUGUGCUGCCUGUGCUGCUAAGGUCUGUGUGUCGCCUGUAGAUGGUGUGUUUUUAGCUUGCUGUGGAGUUCAUACCAUUCCACCAUCGCUGUUUGUUUUUACAUUGCCGUGCAGUGUUCUAGAUGCCAUGUCACCAUCUCUGUAACCCUGGCUGCAUGUCUCAUCUCGCUCCUCAUCAACUGCCUGCCUGCCGGCUUACAUCCACAGUGUUGGUGUCUGUCUGUGUGGAGAAUAACGCCCUGCUUUGUUUUUCUCCUGUCCAUCUGCGCUGCUGUCCCCUCUGACCUCUCCUGCAGUUUUACUACAGGCUGCAGAUAGCAGAUAUGAGGUAUGCUCUCCUCUUCCUGUUGUUGAUGGAUGAAUUGUGACGCUAGAUUAAAACACAUUUAUUAAUAUCGCAAGAGUGUUGAUUGGUAUAUUUUCUUUGAAGGACAUUUUUAUUAGAAUCGAUACAAGUCUACAGAGUGUUUUCUGUUGCAAUUGAAAUUUUUCAUUGGCCAAAUAUUUCAGGGGUGGAGACAGCCGGUUGAUUGUGUGAAAAAGCAUUGGCCUUAGCCCUGGGAGAGGGCGGUAAUGGAGGUUUAAUACUCUAAAUCUCACUUUGCGGUAGCAGCAGCCGUGCCCAGUGCUGUUGUCCCCUCUACAAGACAGCCCAUUACAGCCUGUGAAGGAUGACAUGAGGCCCUCUGAAGCACUGGGGGAGACCCACUCCAGGAUUCUACAGAAACAGCCUUGUAAGCAGAACUGUGUGUGGGUGUAGGAAUGUUUUUGUGUAUGGAAUUUUGUUCAUUUGUAAUUGAUUUGCAGACAUCUUUUUAAUGGACUGAAUAUAUUUUCUCUACCUCCCCAGAUCCCAGACACUCUGACGGUGUGUUUGAUGGUGGCAACACCAGCCUCUCUCAUCCAGCUAAUAAACCCACUGCAGAUGGAAAAAACACAACUGCCAAAAAGGUAAGCUAAUGUAACUGAAACAUAACACUAGCAUCAUGAAUUACUUGAAAUGUACUGUAUGCAUGCCCAUCGGAAGCGUUUGUCCGAAAAAUGUGACACGUCAUUUGUGAAACUAUCCUGUGUAGGAUAUUGUCCUGAAGAACGCAGACUCCUGGGCUAGUUUGGGGAAGAUGGCCAUUUCCACUCCCUCCACGGUGAAGUCUUCAAAGGAGAGCUUUGAUAAGUUCCGCCGGGCAGCCAUUGAGAAGGAGGAGAGAGAGAGAGCUCUCAUUCUGAAGAGGACUCAGAUGAAGGCUUCGGGGAAGAGCAGGUACUUAUUCAUUCAUCCAUCCACUCAUAUUUUCUUAAUCUAUUCUUUAGUCUUUUCUUAUCAGUUUUGUAUCUUGUAGGUAAUGCUGCUUCACCCAAACUCCUCCAAUAAUGAAGUAGAUGUCUCUUAAUACGUGAGUGGUACUUGAUGAGCCAGGUAAAAGUGUUGUUUUCUUUUCAGCCUGACCAUGCCAGUAUUGUUGCCAGUGGCAGUACCCGUGCCACCUAGAGCUGCAGAAUCGGAGCCCCUGCCAUGUAGAACACCAGAGCCAGCAGAGAUCCCCCUGCCGACAGAGGCCAUCGUGGAGCCUCAGACUCCUAAAGAUCUAGAGCCCCUGAAAGAGGAGCCUCCAGCGGCUGCCUCAACCACACCUCCGCCCCUCACUACCCAGACAUCUGUAGACGGGGAGAGGGAGAUGGCCCGCAGGAGAGAACAGGAGCGACGCAGACGAGAGGCUGUACGUCCCUUUCCUUCCAUUUUUGCCUUCAUUUGUUUUAUUGUGCCAGUCAUUCUUCUGUUCCUUGUUGUAGUUUUAUCCAGGCUGUAAUAAAACGUCUUCCCUUUUCUCCCUCAGAUGUCUGGUGUCAUUGACAUGACAAUGCAGAGUGACAUCAUGGCAACAUUUGAGAAGAACCUGGACUAA